AUGAGCGAUGAAGCUAAGCGCGUGCACUGGUCGUCUCAGGGGCGGCGAAUGGCUUCGCCAUACUUCAGGCCACGAAAUAACAGUUCUGACAACGAAAACAACUCUUCGGAGGACAGUAUGUUGCCCCACAAAAAGCGGAAAACAUUGGCUCGGAUGGUCACCAUGGUUGCGAUUUUCGGAAAGGGUGGGGAGGAGUUGAUAUCACAGUUCAGCAAGGACUGCAGCAAAAAAGGGCCAGGUGGGGUGGGGGUGGGGGGUUGGGCGUUGCCGAUUUCAUCUCCGAACUCACACCUCCUGCUUUAUCGGAACCGUCAUCGCCGAGCGCCGUACCGCCGAACCAGAAAAAAUGGAUACCGAACGUUUCGACACUUCCACUCCUCUCUGGAUCCUGCACGUGGACGGCUCGGCAAACCAGCAAGGCUGUGGUGCCGGCUUAGUGUUAACCACUCCGGACGGUAG
Messenger RNA from Prunus armeniaca (apricot), 459 nucleotides. NCBI's taxonomy places the organism in Eukaryota, Viridiplantae, Streptophyta, Magnoliopsida, Rosales, Rosaceae. The record is from the annotation of a GenBank genome assembly.